Prosopis cineraria is the source of this 795-nucleotide messenger RNA. RefSeq lists its product as uncharacterized. The record is from RefSeq and is a predicted model, not a curated record. NCBI's taxonomy places the organism in Eukaryota, Viridiplantae, Streptophyta, Magnoliopsida, Fabales, Fabaceae. The transcript has 2 exons. The coding region runs from base 35 to 706 and encodes 223 amino acids.
UCCAUUUCUAGGCAAUCUUGCAAAGCUUCGAGGCAUGUGGGAAGAAUGUCGACCACAGUUUCAAUUCAGUGAAAAAAUGGCUAGACUUUUGGAUGCCUUGUAUCAGACAAAUUUUAUGGAAUUGGAAUCAACUUCACGUACACCACAGAUCUCAUAUAUGGAAGCCUCUGCAUCAUCAUUUGAGGGUCAUGUCCAAGUGUUUAUUGCAAGUUCAGCAGAUUCCUUCAACUCUCUUUUUGUUCAAAUGGGAUUGUGCACCAAAGUAGACUUAUUGAAAGAUAAAAUUCUGCAGGGAUGGAGUUAUGGUGGGUGGGAUGAUUCUCAACUACCUGGCAAUCAGUAUCCUAAUUGGUUCAUCUACAAGGGUGAAGGAUGCUCAGUAAUUUUUAAGGUUCCUCUUGUCAAAGGUUGUCGCUUAAAAGCGAUGCUUCUCAAUGUUGUGCAUUCUUCUUGCAUGGAUAACACAAUGCCUGAUCAAUUUCUCAUAAGUGUUCUGAUCAUCAACCACACGAAGGCUACUGUUCAACAUUAUAAAGGAGACUCGAUAACUUUCCAUGAAGAUGAACAAUGUCAAAGUAUCAUUUCAAAUAUUCAACCUGAUGAUUUAGUGGAACUUGUUUUUAGUAUUGGGCCUCAAUUUCCUGUGAAGAAGAUUGCAGCAUACCUAAUUUUUGACGAUUCCAAACCUCGUAGAUUAUUGAAAUAACAUUUGCAAUAGUUUGUUUCUAUAUGAAUCAAAGCCUGGGCACUUGCCCAUGUAAUUGUGGUUGUUGAAAGUUAUGGUAUGUUGGACAA